This is a messenger RNA of Cynara cardunculus var. scolymus (artichoke), 1496 nucleotides long. RefSeq lists its product as uncharacterized. Bases 1 to 1482 code for a protein of 493 amino acids. The transcript is spliced from 9 exons. NCBI's taxonomy places the organism in Eukaryota, Viridiplantae, Streptophyta, Magnoliopsida, Asterales, Asteraceae. The record is from RefSeq and is a predicted model, not a curated record.
AUGGGAGCUUGCCUGUCGACGCCGGAGAAUUUCGUCGGAGGCGGCAUAAGGUUAUCGAAGAAGAAGUUCAGUAAGCGGAAGAAAGUUCUGAAGCGGCGUGGUUCGUCUUCUUUGUCUGAUCAAUCAAAGUUCGAUCCCUCUGGGAGCACUGAUGAGUCAUGGUAUGAUUCUGCUGCAAUUCUUGAAUCUGAUUGCAGUGAUGAAGAUUUCCGAAGCGUUCUCGAUGAUGUGCUGUCGCUAAACAGCUCUGAUGGUGCCUCCAGGCCAAGCAUUGCUUCUCUCAGAGAUGUUAAUCUUGGAGAUGGUGAGCUGCGUAGAAGCUCAGUGCAUCCAGAAGACAUGGACUUCCGGUCAAGAUUUGAUGGACGUUCUAAUCAAACAAGGCCUGUUUACCUUGAUGAAAUAUCCUCUUCUAUCAAUGACAGUGCUGGAAGGGAGGAUGGUUUAUUAGACUGCGGAAUAGUUCCUGGUAACUGUUUGCCUUUUCUUGCAACUACUGUUCCCUCAGUUGAGAAGAGAAGAUCAUUAAGCUCUAGCCCACCAAGUGCAAGGAAAAAGACUGCACAUAAACUUUCCUUAAAAUUGAAGGACGGACAUCCUAACGCCGCUAUGUUUUCUUCAAAGAAUCAUCUAGAAAGACCGAUAGGUGGUUCCCAAGUACCUUUCUGCCCAGCAGAGAAGAAAGUGUUUGAUUCCUGGUCAUAUGUUGAACCAAGAACUUUCAGAGUACGUGGGAAGAAUUAUUUCAGGGAUAAAAGGAAGGAGCAUGCACCCAAUUAUGCGGCUUAUUACCCAUUUGGUGUUGAUGUCUUUUUAUCUCAACGGAAAAUCGAUCACAUUGCCCGUUUUAUAGAACUUCCUGUUGUUGGUCCAUCAGGAGAACUUCCACCAAUCCUUAUUGUAAAUAUCCAGAUUCCAUUAUAUCCUGCUGCCUUUUUCCAAGGCGAAAUUGAUGGUGAAGGGAUGAGUUACAUUUUGUACUUCAAGCUUUCUGAUAGUUACACUAAGGAAUUUUCAUCCCAAUUUCAAGACAACAUGAGGAGAAUAUUCAAUGACGAGAUAGAAAAAGUCAAAGGGUUCCCCGUAGAUACACUGGUUCCAUUUCGAGAAAGGUUAAAGAUAUUAGGCCGUGUUGUAAAUGUGGACGACCUUCAAUUAAGUGCGCCAGAGAGGAAGAUUAUGCAUGCUUACAACGAAAAGCCCGUACUUUCACGUCCACAACAUGAAUUUUACCAAGGAGAAAACUACUUUGAGAUUGAUUUGGAUAUGCACAGAUUUAGUUACAUUUCCAGGAAAGGAUUCGAAGUGUUCCAGGAAAGACUAAAGAACUGCAUCUUGGAUUUUGGUCUCACAAUUCAGGGAAACAAACAAGAGGAGCUGCCGGAGCAGAUAUUAUGUUGUGUAAGGUUAAACGAAAUCGAUUACAUGAAUUAUCACAUGUUAACGUUAAGUCAAGAUCCCGUAUUGUUUAAUGAAAACUAGUUUAUGACUUGCCC